Messenger RNA from Penaeus vannamei (Pacific white shrimp), 651 nucleotides. The record is from RefSeq and is a predicted model, not a curated record. Lineage: Eukaryota; Metazoa; Arthropoda; Malacostraca; Decapoda; Penaeidae.
AUGUAUUGCAAUGUUGGGAUAUAUCAUGGAAAUCUGCUGAUGACAGACCUGGAGAGGUUUGAAUUUGAGUGGGAACUGCAGUAUUCAUUUGUUGACUACGAAAAGGCUUUCGACUCGGUAGAACAAGAGGGUAUUCUAAAUUCACUACCCUGUCUCGAAAGUAUUUUCCGGAAAAUCAAUUGGGAAAGGAAGGGAUUAGAUACAAAUGGUCAAUACUUAAAUAAUCUAAGAUUUGCAGAUGGCAUAAUCCUGAUGUCAGAAACUGCUGAAGAAUUGCAGGAUAUGCUAAAAGACCUCAAUAGGGAAAGUUUGAAUGCAGGCCUUACAAUGAACAGGUCUAUAACAAAAUUCAUGUUUAACAGCAGGAAAAUAACUAAGAAGAACAAGAGAGCAAUGGAGCGGUUAAUGAUAGAGGUAUCUCUUAGAGAUAAGAAACGGUGUAUUUGGAUAAGAGACCAGACUAAAAUAAAAGAUAUAAUAGAACUGAUUAAAGAGCAAAAGCGGAGAUGGGCUGGACAUUUAUCUAGAAGGGAGGACGACCGGUGGAGCAAGAGACUAAUCGAUUGGUAUCCAAGCGAUGGAAAACGCAGUGAGAGACAUCCAGACCCAAGGUGGAAAGAUGAGAUUGUAAAAUAUGCAGGAAACACAUAG